AUGAGUGAUCAAAGUGAUAGACAUAGAGGUAAAAGAAUUUAUCAAAGUGGGAGUGCUAAGCGUCGAGCAUCAAUUGAUAAACAGCAAAAAGAAAAAGAGAUUCUUUCAAAAAUGCGACGCAUGUCCGAUUAUUUUUCUUCACAAAGUGAAUCGCAAACUUCUACAUUACAUGAAAUUGAUUCAAAUAGUUUAGCUUCUAUACAAAUUUUGGAAAACAAUGAUUUAAAUAAUGCAUCAACAUUGACAAAGCUAGUACACAAAAAAGAAAAGGUUUCGAUAACAGAAAAAAGCGGGAGUGAGGAUGGUUUGUCAAAUGAUAUAGGUAUGUGGCCGGAUGAUAUGAAAAAAUGGAGUUUUCAUUGGUUAAAAAAGUUCGAUGUUUCUGUACAACAUUGCGACAGCUAUUUAUUAAAAAAUAAAUCAUUAGAACAAUCCGAUGGACAGAAAAUCAGAAAAUGUACCGUAAGCAUGUUCGAAAAAAAAACGGUUAACGGAGAAGUGAUCAAACGUUCUUGGUUGUGCUUUUCUCCUACUACUGGUCGUUUAUAUUGCUUUUUUUGCAAAUUAUUUGAUAAAUCGUUGGCAAAUCAGUUUAUACACAACGGCUUUUGUGACUGGAAACACGCUAAUGAACGUUUAGUACAGCAUGAAAUGUCAAAUCAUCAUUUAAAAGCUCUGGUACAAUAUAAUAGCCUUUCGAAAGAACAAGGACAAAUUGAUAAAGAACUCAAAAAACAAAUCGAAGAUACCACUAAGUAUUGGCAAAAUGUAUUGAGGCGUGUGAUUGACGUUAUAUUAUUUUUAAGUGAAAGAUCAUUCUUAAGUGAAAUUCUAGGCUCGCCAAACAAUGGAAACUUUCUAGGAAUAAUAGAGUUAUUGUCAAAAUAUGAUCCUUUUUUAGAAGAGCAUAUAAAAAAAUAUGGAAACGGUGGAAGUGGACACGUUAAUUACCUCUCGUCAACUAUCUAUGAAGAACUCAUCGAAGAAAUUGCCAAAUUAGUAUUCAGCGAAAUAUUGAUACGAUUGAAAAAAGUUAAAAUAUAUUCAAUUUCUUUAGAUGGAACAAGUGACGAAGGUCAUGUUGAUCAACUGACUUUAAUUUUUAGAUAUGUAGAGAAUAGUAAGCCAGUUGAAAGAUUCCUAAAAUUUUUACCUAAUCAAGGCCACAAAGCUAUUAACAUGUUUAAUGCAUUGAUAAAUUUUUUAAAAGAAAAUGAUAUUGAUAUAAGCAAUUGCCGCAGUCAGUCAUAUGACAACGCAUUGACCAUGAGUGGAAAAUUUAACGGACUUCAAGCUUUAGUAGCAAAAGAAAAUGAUUUAGCAAUAUGGAUACCCUGCUUAGGACACAGUUUAAAUUUGACUGGAGAAAAAGCUUCUGAUGCUUCGAUGUCUUCAACGAAUUAUUUCAUGUUCCUUCAAUCUAUUUACGUAUUUUUUUCAGCUUCAGAUUGGCGUUGGGCAUUGCUUAAAGAAGCAUUAGAAUCAGAUAAAACCGGAAAAGUCAAAAUAAAAAUGCCACGAGUUGAAUGCACUAGAUGGAGUGCUCGAGGAGAUACUAAUGAAGCUUUUGUACUUGGUUAUAAAUCAAUCAGAGAUACUUUAUUAGAUAUAUCUCAAAAUACUAAUUACGAUACUAAAACUCGAUGCGAAGCUUCAGGUCUUCAUAAAAAAAUGUGUCGUUUAGAAACUGGGAUCAUGGCGUCGCUUUGGAAUGAUAUUCUUCAAAACUUGAAUAAAACUAGCAGCAUGAUUCAAAAUCCUAGAAUACUGUUAAAUACCGCAAUUUCAUGCAUAAAAUCAUUAAAAGAAUACGUCGCAGAAAAACGAGAUAACUUUUCACACUAUGAGGAUUUAGGAAAAAAACUAACUGAAAUAACGAAAUAUCAAAGCAAUCGUAUUCGAAAGAGAAAUGUUCGUUUAAACUCUCCUAAUGAUCCUGAAACACCAGAAGUUGAAUUUUCAGUGUCUGAAUCAUUUCGUAUCUCUCAAUAUCUUCCAAUAAUAGAUACAUUUAUCAACGCUUUGAAUCAAAGAAUAGGAGCAUACAAAGAAAUUGAAUCGAGAUUUGGAUUUUUAUCUAAGCUUGAUGAAUUAAGUCAUGCCGAAAUUACCGAAAAUUCUCAACGGUUAAUAAUUAUUUAUUCAAAUGAUUUAGAUUCUGGUCUUGAAACAGAAUUAUUGCAAUUUCGAAAUUUUUGUUUAGAUUUACUGAAAUUCGACUUGAACAUUAGUAAAGAACAAGCAAUGUACUCACUGAUUAUUGACAAAGGAGUUCGCGAAUCUUUUCCAAACGUUGAAAUGGUCUUAAGAAUAUAUUUAACAUUAAUGAUAUCUAACGUGACCGGUGAAAGAUCAUUUUCUAAAUUAUUCAUCAUUAAAAAUGUGUUGCGAACAUCUAUGACUCAAGACCGCUUGAAUUAUUUAACAAUCAUGAGUACGGAACGAGAUAUAUUGCGGGAGAUAGAUAUUGAAAAAGUAAUAAAGAUUUUUGCAGAAAAAAAAGCACGGAAAGUUUUUUGUUAG
Molecule: messenger RNA, 2523 nt
Organism: Trachymyrmex cornetzi
Lineage: Eukaryota; Metazoa; Arthropoda; Insecta; Hymenoptera; Formicidae
Exons: 2
Coding region: 1-2523 (840 amino acids)
Molecular function (GO): protein dimerization activity
Source: RefSeq, a predicted model, not a curated record